AUUUCGAAAUACUCUCUGACAUCAGAGUAGGGACGGCGCUUUUAUUCUGAAGAAACCAGAGCGGAAGUGCUGCUGCUGAGGAAGCAAAAAGUAGAGCGCGAGCCUGGAGAGCUCCUGAGAACAGACGAGAUGGAAAACGUUUCCAUUGACAGUUUAAUCCUGAAGCUCCACGAUGUGGACGCGGUGAAAUUUGGAGAAUACAAGCUGAAGAGCGGCAUGAAGACACCCAUUUAUGUCGACCUGAGGGUCCUCGUGUCCUACCCAGCGCUCAUGAACCAGGUGUCAAGUCUCAUUUACCAGCGUGUACAAGAAGAGGGACUCCAGUUUGACUCAGUGUGUGGGGUUCCAUACACUGCCCUGCCUUUGGCCACGAUCAUCUGUUCUAGACAUGAACUGCCCAUGCUCAUCAGGCGAAAGGAGGCCAAGGACUAUGGAACCAAGCGUCUGGUGGAGGGCUCAUUUCAGGAGGGGGACAUAUGCCUGAUCAUCGAGGACACAGUGACCAGUGGCAGCAGCAUCCUGGAGACUGCUGAAGUGCUCAACAAAGGGGGACUGAAGGUGACAGAUGCCGUAGUACUAAUGGACAGAGAGCAAGGCGGUGUCGAUAAGUUGGCUUCUGAGGGAAUCAAGCUCCAUCCCAUCAUCUCCAUGUUCAAGCUGCUUGACGUGCUGCUGGCAGCUGAACGCAUUGAUGCUCCAACUGCCCAGAAUGUCCGCAAGUUCAUCCAGGACAACAACACGUUCCGGCGCAAGGAGGAGAAUGGCAAUGGGGUUCCUGCCACCAAGAAGCCAUGUAUGGAACAGAACAUUGAGCUGAGCUACGCAGACAGAGCCAAACAACCCAACGUCCACCCUCUGGCAUCAAAGCUGCUGAAGACCAUGGAGAAGAAGCAGUCUAACCUCUGUGUGUCCGCCGAUGUGACGAGCAGCGAGGAGCUUCUUCAGCUAGCUGACUCUCUGGGUCCCAUCAUCUGCAUGCUGAAGACCCACGUAGACAUCCUAAAGGACUACACAGCGACCUUCAGCCAGAGACUGCAGGCUUUGGCUGAGAAACACAACUUCCUCAUCUUUGAAGACCGCAAGUUUGCUGACAUUGGGAACACAGUGAAGCAUCAGUAUGAAGGUGGUUUGUACCAGAUUUCGUCUUGGUCCCACAUAGUAAAUGCCCACGGGGUGCCGGGGCCCGGGGUAGUGAAGGGCCUGAGCGCUGUAGGAAAGCCUCUGGGCCGAGGCUGCUUACUCAUAGCACAGAUGAGCUCCCAGGGGUCACUGGCUACUGGUGAAUACACAAAUGCUGUGCUGAAGAUGGCAGAGGAGCAGUCAGACUUUGUGAUUGGCUUUAUCUGUGGCUCUAAGAUCACCAAGAGGCCGGAGUUCAUCCACAUGACCCCCGGGGUGCAGAUGCAGGCUAGAGGUGAUGGGUUGGGCCAGCAGUACUCCACCCCAGAGGAAGUCCUCUACAACAAAGGCUCUGAUGUCAUCAUCGUCGGUCGGGGUAUCCUGGAGGCCCCUGAUAGGCUGAAAGCUGCUGAAUCAUACAGAAAGUCCGGCUGGGAGGCUUACACAAAGAGACUGGGCCGAUAGGAGCUCAACCAAAGAGUCGUAUCUGCAUCAUUACGUAUAAUUUUAAAUUUAUGCUGCAAAUCUAAUAAAGGACCGCUGCGGAUUACCUUUCAGUAUUUUUCCCUUUUACACCAGUGUCACCAUAGUUGGUUACAUAGAAACAUGCAGACCUUUGUAGGAGGUACCUGGCAGGAGUGGGGAACCGGACACUUUACUGUCGAACAAAUGUAAAUGCGCUCUUUUGAUUCUGUCCUAUUAAUGAACUGCACAACUUGACCUGAAGUGCACCUGUUAAGGUACUUUAUGGUCAAGUUUCAACAGAAUGAGAAGGUGUCAGUAUUCCGUUUUUUUUUUUUUUAAUUAGAUUUAAUUCCUUCUGUCCAUGUCUAACCAUGCAGAUUUUUUUUUUUUUUUUCUCUUCAUUUGACUGUUAAACUCAGUCACCUGAUUUGUUUUUCAAAGCAGAAUGUGUCAUUACCUUGACAAAAUCUACUGCUUCCAAUCAGGCUGAAGCUUUUCUUUGUCACAAAUAAGAGUAGGAAUGGCUAUUUCUUAAUGGAUGUAUAAGAUUUACAUUGUAAUUCAUGGCAUUUUUAAGUACACAUUUGUCAAUUUAGAUCUUAAGCAUCACAUUUUAACAUGAGCACAGGCGUACUAAUGUUAAGAUCCAGCUUCACUAAGUAUCAAGUUAGUUUUAAAAUUGUACAGUUAGUUAAUUUCAUAGAAAAUGGAACAGCAUGGUCAGUUACAAUUCAGUAAUAGACAGUUAUGUUUGUGUGUGUGUCUGUGUGUGUAAAAGGAUGGCUCUUGAUAUACCUGAUUGAUUGCAAUUCCCUGAAGAGAAUAUGACAUAACAUUGCGGAUGGUGUGAACUGUGUUCAGCCAUCUUGGCAUUUACUUUUAGUAUUGUAGAUGAUCAGUGUGUAACCCCUGAAAUUGUGUUUUAGUUACAAGAUGAGGGAUUGCUAAAAGCAGCCUGGUUAGUUGUCAACUGUCUUGAUUAAGUCCAAUGUCUGCUGCCAUAUUGCUAACAAUGCUGAGGGAAGGCCAACCUUUUUCUAAAGUGAUAUGACUUCAGUUAUAAUGUGACAUGAUCAGUAAUCUUGUCUCUCCAAAAAGCAUAGGUUAACAAGUUUUGCUUAGA
Messenger RNA from Etheostoma spectabile (orangethroat darter), 2707 nucleotides. It is a transcript of the gene umps, whose product is annotated as uridine monophosphate synthetase. The transcript is spliced from 10 exons. The record is from RefSeq and is a predicted model, not a curated record. Lineage: Eukaryota; Metazoa; Chordata; Actinopteri; Perciformes; Percidae. Gene Ontology annotation, molecular function: orotate phosphoribosyltransferase activity; orotidine-5'-phosphate decarboxylase activity. Bases 130 to 1584 code for a protein of 484 amino acids. Gene Ontology annotation, biological process: 'de novo' pyrimidine nucleobase biosynthetic process; 'de novo' UMP biosynthetic process.